AUGAAGAAUUUAUCAAAUGCUAAAUUUCCAGAAGCAAAAGAAGGUUCAACAGUUCAACUUAAAAUUCCUGAUGUUGAUAGAGGGAGGGGAGAUCCUCGAUCGGUAAUUGCUGUGGUUCUCAAAAUUACUGAAGACGGGUUCUAUCAACUUGGAUGUAAAAGUGGUAUUUUAAAACAGCUAUAUGCACGUUCCCAAUUUACUACGUGUUCAGAAAACCUUAUAUCAUUAAGCGAUAUACCUCAAGAAAAACAAAUUUCUCUACGAUCUGCAGCUACAGAACAUUCAAUUGGAAAUGGACAAGGUUUUUUUAAAUGUACUUGUAUCACUAAAUGCACCACUAAUCGAUGUAUAUGCCGUAAAAAUGGUGUUUUGUGCAAUUCAAAAUGUCACCAAAAUCAAUCGUGUACUAAUUUUGACAAAUAG
Molecule: messenger RNA, 423 nt
Organism: Macrosiphum euphorbiae (potato aphid)
Lineage: Eukaryota; Metazoa; Arthropoda; Insecta; Hemiptera; Aphididae
Source: the annotation of a GenBank genome assembly